This is a messenger RNA of Girardinichthys multiradiatus, 1092 nucleotides long. It is a transcript of the gene ccdc167, whose product is annotated as coiled-coil domain containing 167. Lineage: Eukaryota; Metazoa; Chordata; Actinopteri; Cyprinodontiformes; Goodeidae. The record is from RefSeq and is a predicted model, not a curated record. The transcript is spliced from 4 exons. The coding region runs from base 92 to 409 and encodes 105 amino acids.
AACAUUGCGAAGAAGAAAACCACUUCCGUAUAGUCAGACCUUUCUCUAAGCUUGCUGCUUGCACUUUGCCUUCUGUCGCUCUAGUUACAAAAUGUCUGAAAUGAAAGACAAGAAACGGGAGAACGUCAGCAUCGCCUCUGAGAUUGACCGGCUGGAAGAAAGACGUGAGCGUUGCCACGACAACUUGGAGAGGGCGGAGUUUAAGAGCAGGAAGGCGAGGCUGUCUGAAAAAGAGAGGCAAGAACUGGAAAAUGAAAUGGCAAUCAUAAAUGCAAGAGUGCAAAAGCUAGAUAAGGAUCUUGCAAUGUUGAGAGGGGAGAACCGAAGGAACAUGCUGUUGUCAGUAGCCCUGCUCACAAUCAGCGCUCUCUUCUACUACAUCUUUUACUUCAAUGAGGAUGACACAUGAUGCUGCGGAGAACCUCAGAGUGGGCUGCUACUCUUAACAAGCCCAGCACAGCCUUGCUACAGGAUUAUUAUUUGAGCUCUUUACGAAAAACCAAACACAUGAAAAGGAAUGAGCCAAAGAGUUGAUUAAAAUGCCUCAGUUCUGCCUCCAGGUGGCGUCAUUGCCAUUUAAAUUCUCUUAUGGUGAAUGUUUGCCUCCAAAGUUGCCAAAGCCACCGUAACCUUCUAAUUCUUGAGUCUUUAACCUUUCUGAAUCAUGUGGACCAACAAUGAUAAUGAAGGCUGUUGGUUAAACUUGCCUGUGAAAUGAGUGAACAUGUUCUUCAGCUUGUUUGUCAUUGUUUAUACAGCCCUUAUUACACAUAGGCAACCUAACCAGCACGCUGAAUGUAAAGUUUGCCUUAGCUAAGCCAGCGCUUAAUUACAAUGAAUGCAUGUCUGCCUCUUCAGUCCUGUGUGUGAAAAAAACACACUCAUCAUUUACUGCAUUUGACUUUUCUUUUUACUGUAGGUGAAAACUAAAAAUCACCAGAAGGAUGUAUUUGUUUGUAUUCAUUUUUAUGCAAGGGACACACUUAUGUAGUUACAAGAGCUUAAGAAACUAAACUGACAAAUGUUUACUUCAAAUAUGCAAUGUUGGGCUUGAUUUAUUUCUUUAUUGUAAAUAAAUAUAUAUUCAACCAA